Messenger RNA from Aureobasidium namibiae CBS 147.97, 1029 nucleotides. Its product is annotated as WD40 repeat-like protein. Gene Ontology annotation, biological process: mRNA export from nucleus. The record is from RefSeq and is a predicted model, not a curated record. The transcript has 2 exons. Bases 1 to 1029 code for a protein of 342 amino acids. Gene Ontology annotation, molecular function: protein binding. Lineage: Eukaryota; Fungi; Ascomycota; Dothideomycetes; Dothideales; Saccotheciaceae. Gene Ontology annotation, cellular component: THO complex part of transcription export complex.
AUGCCGGCGCCCGCGCGUAGUCGCCCGAUCAAGAAGGACUUCUUCUCGCAAACCUUCAAAGGACAAAAACCCGUUCUCUUUAGCGAGAAUGCCCGACCGAGCAGCAUCCCUCCCCACAUCCGCCAUCUUGCCUGGUCCUCGACUGGCGCUGCCUUAGCCACCACCUCUGGCUCAAAAGUCCGCAUCUGGAACCCCGAUCGCCCGAAUGUCAAGAGCAGUCAGGAGUUGGUGGGUCAUGUUGGAAGCGUAGAAAAGCUUGUCUGGAAUCCUGUACGCGAGGGAGAGGUCGCGACAACCGGAAGCGAUGGCACUGUCAAGCUCUGGGAUGUGCGCGUGGGCCCCGGUGCUCACAACAAGGCUGUGCCUGUGAAAGAGAUUGCUUUGGGAGACGGUGGCUUGUUUCUGGCUUGGAGUCCGACUGGCCAACACCUGGUAGCUGGACGCAGGGACGAUGUCAUUGUGCCCAUCGAUGUGCGCAUGGGAGCCAUGGGCAACACCGAGGAUUUGAUCAUGCAAGACGGCCGCAAGCUGGGUAGUGCCCAGACAAAUCAGAUGGCUUUCUCCAACUCUGGUCGCGAGGUUUUUGCUACUACCGGCGAGGGCACUGUCAAGGUCUUGGACUGGCCAAGCAUGACACUCCUCCAUACACUCAAUGCCCACACCAGCGCCGCUUACUCUGUCCAACACAGUCCCAACGGCGACUUUGUGGCCGUCGGCGGCGGCGACUCUCUCGUCACACUAUGGGACACUACCGAUUGGGUCUGCAAACAUACUCUAUCAAACAUGGCUGGCGGCAUCCACUGCUUAUCGUUCAGUUUCGAUGGCACAUACAUCUGCGGUGCUCACGGCAUGGACAAAGAUGGAGACAAGGGCAUUCACGUUGCUUGUGCUCAAACCGGCGAAACUGUGCAUACUAUCGAGACUUCACACAUCGUCAACGUUCUGGCAUGGCACCCGCUUAGAUACUGGCUAGCAUACGCUGGCGAUCUCGGUGGUGUGAGAGUCAUUGGUCUUGGUAGCAAUCUUUGA